GAUACUCAGAUUCCUCUUCAUCAUAAUUCCACCAAACUUUCAAAAAGGCACGUGCUUUCUUCUUCAUAGUAUAGUCUAUUUUUUUUUAUAUGAUUCUGAAUGGAUAUUUAUGCUUUUGGCUUAACUUUUUUUAAAAAUACUUUUUGCCUUUUGUGCUCCAAGCUUCUUUUUAUAUAGUAAGUAGAAUAGAGUAGGUUUUUAUUUUAAGGGGUUAGUUCAAAAGUGGGAUUUUCUUGAUUUUUGGUGUCAACCAAGAUGGACAUCACUCUAAGGCUAAUCAAUGUGGCUUUUUUCUUGAUUUUACUCAUAUGUUUCUUGGUAGAUUUUUUCAAGAAAAAUGGAGAAGAGGAAGAAGAGGGUUUUGUAGAAAAAAGGGAGAAGAGGAGAAAAUCCACAUUCUUCAUCAAGAUUACAGUUUUAUUGAAUUUCUCAAUAGCUAUUUCUUACUUGGGAUUUUGUGUACAUGAAUUCUGGAAGUUGAGAGCUUUUGUGUUUGAAGAGUCUGUUUUUUCUGUCAUGACAUGGAGUGUAGCAACUGUAAUUGCAGCCUAUUCAUUAAACAGAGAGAAAAGGUGGCCAUUAUUACUCAUCAUAUGGUGGUUCUUUUCUAGUAUUUUUGAGAUAAUUUUAGUCUCAUUUCAUCUUCUCAAACAUUAUAAUAUAUAUACAAACGCUCCACAUUUUCUUCCCAAGGCAAAUAUAAUUGAUUUUGCUUCCCUACCAUUGUCAAUUCUUCUAUGUUUCAAUGCCUUGCCAGUACCAGCCAACAAAUACAGUGAAACUGAACAGCCAUUCCUUCAAAAAGAUGAGGUAAAUAUACAUGAUGAUGCAUUUUCUAGUGCUGGUAUUUGGAGCCUAAUCACAUUCAGGUGGCUUAAUCCACUAUUCAAGAAAGGUCAUGAGGAAAAGCUUAGAGUAGAGCACAUACCUUCAAUUCCUCACACUGAGACUUCUAAUGAAGCUGCUUCUUUGUUGGAAGACGCGCUUUGCGAAAAGAAAGCUUCUUCUUUCUCCCUCCCUGAUGCCAUACUACGUAUGAUUUGGAGACCACUUGCCUGUAAUGCAGUUUUUGCAGGAGUCAACACAAUUGCUUCCUAUAUUGGUCCUUUGCUGAUAACAAGCUUUGUGAAUUUUUUGUCUGAAAAGAAAGAUGAGUCCAAUUGGCAAGACGGAAUGAUCUUAGCCUUCAUCUUCUUCUUUGCCAAAACAGUAGAGUCACUGUCCCAAAGGCAAUGGUACUUUGGAGCUAACCGGAUUGGUGUUCGAGUCAGAGCCGCUCUGAUGGCAUUGAUAUAUAAAAGAACUUUGUCCAUAAAGUAUGGCGGAACAAAAGACGGGAAGAUCAUAAACUUCAUCAAUGUUGAUGUUGAGAGAAUUGGAGACUUCUGCUGGUAUAUUCAUGGAGUUUGGUUGCUGCCUGUUCAGGUUACAUUUGCCCUGCUUAUCUUAUACAGGAAUUUGGGUGCUGCUCCCUCUAUUGCUGCUCUUCUUUCGACCAUAUUUGUGAUGGUUAGCAACACACCACUUGCCAAUAUGCAAGAGAAGCUCCACUCAAAGAUAAUGGAAGCGAAGGACGUGAGAAUUAAAGCCACUUCAGAGACCUUAAAAAGCAUGAGAGUCUUGAAACUGCACUCAUGGGAGUCCACUUUCUUGAAGAAGCUGCUUCAACUUAGAGAAAAUGAGAGAGGUUGGCUUAAGAGAUACCUUUAUACAUGUUCUGCUGUGGCUUUCCUCUUUUGGGCCUCACCAACGCUCGUCUCAGUUGUAACCUUUGGUGUUUGUAUCAUCCUAAAAACACCAUUAACAUCAGGAGCAGUUCUCUCAGCACUAGCAACUUUCAGGAUUCUACAAGAACCAAUUUACAACUUGCCCGAGCUCAUUUCCAUGGUUGCCCAGACAAAAGUUUCAGUUGAUAGGAUUCAAGACUUCAUGAGAGAGGAAGAUCAAAAGAAGUUAACAAGCUAUAAUACUCCUAACACUUCUGAAGUGGCGAUCGAACUUGAACCAGGAGAGUAUGCUUGGGGCACAAAUGAGUCCAAGAAAUCAACAAUUAAGAUAACUGAGAAAAUCAGGAUAAUGAAAGGGUGGAAAGUAGCAAUAUGUGGUUCAGUGGGCUCGGGAAAGUCAAGCUUACUCUGUAGUAUUAUGGGAGAGAUUCCUAGAAUUUCUGGAUCAAGUAUUAAGAUUAAUGGUUCGAAGGCAUUUGUACCACAGAGUGCUUGGAUUCAGACGGGCACUGUUAGAGACAAUGUUCUGUUUGGCAACGAAAUGAAUAAAGCACGUUAUGAUGAUGUCGUGGAACGAUGUGCUUUGAAACGUGACAUUGAGAUAUGGGCUGACGGAGAUCUAAAUUUGGUAGGAGAAAGAGGAAUGAACCUAAGUGGUGGACAAAAGCAAAGAAUUCAGUUGGCCAGAGCUAUUUAUAGUGAUUCAGACAUCUAUCUGCUAGAUGACCCUUUCAGUGCAGUUGAUGCACAAACCGGAGCUCAUAUGUUCAAGAAAUGCUUAAUCCAACAUCUACAAGAAAAAACAGUUGUUUAUGCCACUCACCAGUUGGAAUUUUUAGAUACUUCUGACCUCAUCCUGGUAAUGAAGGACGGAAGAAUUGUUCAAUCAGGAAAGUAUAACAAGUUGAUUGCAGAUCCAGAUGGUGAGCUCCUAAGGCAUAUGGUGGCUCACAGUAAAUCAUUAGAUCAAGUGAACCCUUCCCAAAAGUGCAGCUGUGUAACCAAGGGUAAGCAUCAGAAUAACCAAAUUGAAGUCGAAGAGUGCUUUGAAGAUCUUACCUGUGACAACAGGAUCUUAGGAAGAACUCAGCAGGAAGAUGCAGUAUCAGGUCGAGUUAAAUGGAAAGUCUACUCGACCUUUGUGACCUCGGCGUAUAAAGGGGCCCUUGUACUUCCGGUCCUUCUAUGUCAAGUUUUCUUCCAGGGACUGCAGAUGGCAAGCAACUACUGGAUUGCAUGGGGAACAGAAGAAGAAGGAAGGGUUACUAGCGAGAGAUUAAUUGGAAUUUUCGUGCUGAUGUCAGGGGGAAGCUCUCUUUUCAUCUUAGGAAGAGCAGUUAUGCUUUCAACUAUCGCAAUUGAGACUGCUCAGAAGCUCUACAUUGGAAUGAUCAAAUCACUCUUCCGAGCGCCGUUGUCAUUCUUUGACUCCACCCCUUCCAGCAGAAUUCUCAAUAGGUCUUCUACAGACCAAAGCAUCGUGGACACAGAUAUUCCAUAUAGAUUGGCUGGACUAGCAUUUGCACUUAUUCAAUUAUUGAGCAUUGUUGUCCUUAUGUCCAAUGUUGCCUGGCAGAUCUUUUUUCUCUUCCUUCUGAUACUUGCCCUCUCCAUGUGGUAUCAGGCAUAUUACAUUACCACUGCUAGAGAACUGGCAAGGAUGAUUGGCAUUCAGAAAGCUCCAAUCCUGCAUCAUUUCUCUGAAUCUCUCAACGGUGUAGCAACAAUUCGUUGUUUUAAUCAGGAAGACCGAUUCUUGAAUAAGAGUUUAAGUCUCAUCGAUGACUAUUCUCGUGUUGUCUUUCACAACUCUGCUACAAUGGAAUGGCUCUGUGUUCGAAUUAACUUUCUCUUCAAUCUCAUAUUCUUCUUUCUUCUCAUCAUCCUGGCACACCUUCCACGAGAGGCUAUAGAUCCCAGUUUAGCAGGACUAGCAGCUACCUAUGGGUUAAAUCUUAAUGUUCUCCAAGCUUGGGUUAUAUGGAACCUUUGCAAUGUCGAGAACAAAAUGAUAUCAGUUGAGAGAAUACUUCAGUUCAGCGACGUUCCUAGUGAAGCUCCACUGAUAAUUGAAAAGUCCAGGCCAAAACCUGAUUGGCCUCUAAAAGGAAGAAUUGAAAUUAAAGAUCUUCAUGUACAAUACAGCCCUGAUCUCCCAAGAGUUCUAAAAGGUAUAACCUGCACUUUUCCAGAGGGAAAGAAAAUUGGUGUAGUUGGAAGAACAGGUAGUGGAAAGUCUACUUUGAUCCAAGCUCUCUUCAGGGUUGUGGAACCAUCUGAGGGAUGCAUUCUUAUCGAUGGAAUAGACAUUUCCAAAAUCGGUUUGCAAGACCUGAGGUCUAAGUUGAGUAUAAUACCACAAGAUCCAAUUUUGUUCCAAGGAACAAUUAGGACUAAUCUUGAUCCAUUACAACAACAUACAGAUCAGGAUAUCUGGGAGGUCUUGCAAAAAUGUCAUUUAGCUGAUAUUGUAAAGCAGGAUCUAAGGCUUCUUGAUGCACCAGUUGCAGAAGACGGAGAAAACUUGAGCGUGGGUCAAAGGCAGAUUGUGUGCCUAGCUAGGGUAUUGCUACAGAAAAGGAGAAUAUUGGUACUUGAUGAAGCUACUGCUUCAGUGGAUACAGAGACGGACAAUGUCAUUCAGAAAACUAUAAGAGAAGAAACAAAUGGAUGUACAGUUAUAACAGUGGCACAUCGGAUACCCACAGUUAUCGAUAAUGAUCUUGUUUUAGUUCUUGGUGAAGGAAACAUUCUCGAGUUUGAUACUCCUAACCAGUUAUUGAAGAACAGUUCUUCAGCAUUUUCAAAUCUGGUGGCAGAAUUCUUGCGGAGAUCAUCCAAGGGGUUAACCUAAAAGCAUAGCACUAGGCACAUUUGAUAGUACAUCUAGUUUAGAUCAUCUAUAGGAAGGAAUGACCAAUCUAAUCUGCCAAUGUUAAUGUGGCAUUGUAUAGUACAGAAUCAUAAACUGACAUCAGGAAAUACAGCAAAGUUGAGCAGCUAUAACUGGAGUAAAUGCAGCAAGUUGAGCAGCCACUUCAAAAGUUAUAUUUCUUAUAACUGCCAACCAAAGAUGACAUGAACCCUGCAGGAUAUGUAAAGUGUUUAUUCUUAAUCCCUAACUCAUAGUUCAUAUACUUAAAGGAGCUAUUUUUAUGUUGAAA
Molecule: messenger RNA, 4891 nt
Organism: Solanum stenotomum
Lineage: Eukaryota; Viridiplantae; Streptophyta; Magnoliopsida; Solanales; Solanaceae
Product: putative ABC transporter C family member 15
Exons: 10
Coding region: 256-4581 (1441 amino acids)
Biological process (GO): transmembrane transport
Cellular component (GO): vacuolar membrane; plant-type vacuole
Molecular function (GO): ATP hydrolysis activity; ABC-type transporter activity; ATP binding
Source: RefSeq, a predicted model, not a curated record